This is a messenger RNA of Paramisgurnus dabryanus, 866 nucleotides long. It is a transcript of the gene immp2l, whose product is annotated as inner mitochondrial membrane peptidase subunit 2. NCBI's taxonomy places the organism in Eukaryota, Metazoa, Chordata, Actinopteri, Cypriniformes, Cobitidae. Gene Ontology annotation, molecular function: serine-type endopeptidase activity. Gene Ontology annotation, cellular component: mitochondrial inner membrane peptidase complex; membrane. The record is from RefSeq and is a predicted model, not a curated record.
GUAAACCACGACCGCAGCGUAACUACUACCGAACGGAGCGACGUAAAAAACAUUAGGGCGAUGGCGCAGGCAGGCUUUGGGAGAAAAUACUUCAAAGCGUUUGUUAGCGGCUUCUUUGUAGCCGUCCCCGUGACGGUGACUGUUUUAGAUCGUCUCGCCUAUGUGGCUCGCGUGGAUGGUGCCUCCAUGCAGCCUUCUUUGAAUCCUGAAGGUGGGUUGUCGCCUGACGUUGUGCUCCUCGACCGUUGGAGUGUAAGGAACUAUCAGGUGCAAAGAGGAGACAUUGUGUCUGUUCUGAGUCCAAAAAACCCUCAGCAGAAGAUCAUCAAAAGAGUCAUAGGGAUUGAAGGUGACUUCAUCAAGACCCUGGGAUAUAAAAACCGUUAUGUAAGAGUUCCAGAUGGACAUCUAUGGAUUGAGGGAGAUCAUCAUGGCCACAGUUUUGACAGCAACACCUUUGGACCGGUUUCGCUUGGUCUUGUUCACGGCCGGGCUUCUCACAUCAUUUGGCCACCCAACCGAUGGCAAAGAAUAGAACCGUCUCUACCCCUUGACCGGAGACCACUGUUAAACUGGGAUGGAGAGGAUUGCGGUAAUGACUGAAAUUGACAAUUAUAGAUCCAUGGCAAACUUUGAGUACAUAGAAUAUUGUAAUGGACAAUUUGCUGAUAUUUUUUUUAUUGUACUUUAGGUUAUUUUAUAUAGUUAAUUAUUUUCAUUUGUACAUACUUCUACUUCUUGUGCUUUAUGGUCAAAUGCCACACAGAUACAAAAGUGGUAUGUACAGUAUUGUACAUGUUAUUGAUUUACAGUAGAUAUAAACAAUGUACUAUAAUGUUUGUUUUAAUAAAAGACGCUGUCAUAUA